AUGCAAAGAUUAAACAAAUUGAUCAGUGGUAGAAGUGACAUUCAUAUCCGAUCAUCCAUUGUGAUGAAUAUUAAUUCUUUUAAUAGUAGAAAAUUCUCAUCAACAAUUAAAGCCUCUUCCUCUGAACAAGAAACAACAAUUAAAAAGUAUGGAGGAAUGAUGGGAAAGAAUUGGGAUGAAUUGUGGCAAAAUAAUCAAACACCUUGGGACACUAAACAAGGCUGUCCAAUUUUAAGACAUUUAGUGGAGAAUGUUUAUAAUAAUAGAUCGGAUUUGAAACAUGGGUUGAUUCCUGGAUGUGGAAAUGGAUAUGAUGCUGAUUUAAUGUCUGGAAUCAAAUCUAUUGAAACAGUGACCGGUUUGGAUAUUUCUGAGACUGCUGUUGAAAGUGCUAAUGGAAAAAAGGAAUCAUUUUCAUAUGGACAAGUUUCAAAAGUGAGCUUUGUUUGUGGAGACUUUUUCAAUGUGGAUAAAAAGUUUGAUAUUAUAUUUGAUUAUACUUUCCUGUGUGCUCUUCCACUUUCUCUUAGAGAAUCCUGGGCUAAACAAAUGAAAAAUCUUUUGAAUAGUAAGGAAAAUCCUCAAUCUGAACUGGUUACCCUCAUUUUCCCACUCUUCAAAUAUAACAAGAAUGGUCAACUUGAAACUGAUCCAACUGUUGGUCCACCUUACCUAUUAAAUUUCGAACUUGUUGAAAAACUCCUCACACAACAAGGUUUCACCCUUAUUGAAAAAUAUCCAGUUCCAGCCAAUUUGAGCCAUCCAGCAAGAGUUAAUAAUGAAAUUAUUGCCAGAUGGAAACUCUAA
Messenger RNA from Naegleria gruberi, 807 nucleotides. RefSeq lists its product as uncharacterized. Bases 1 to 807 code for a protein of 268 amino acids. The transcript has 3 exons. The record is from RefSeq and is a predicted model, not a curated record. Gene Ontology annotation, molecular function: S-adenosylmethionine-dependent methyltransferase activity. Lineage: Eukaryota; Heterolobosea; Eutetramitea; Acrasida; Naegleriidae.